Molecule: messenger RNA, 6534 nt
Organism: Mustela erminea (ermine)
Lineage: Eukaryota; Metazoa; Chordata; Mammalia; Carnivora; Mustelidae
Gene: THRB
Product: thyroid hormone receptor beta
Exons: 9
Coding region: 1188-2573 (461 amino acids)
Biological process (GO): retinoic acid receptor signaling pathway; negative regulation of transcription by RNA polymerase II; thyroid hormone receptor signaling pathway
Molecular function (GO): nuclear receptor activity; zinc ion binding; RNA polymerase II cis-regulatory region sequence-specific DNA binding
Source: RefSeq, a predicted model, not a curated record
GAAGAGAGAGAGUGGGAUGGAGGGAGGGAGGAAAAACGGAGCAAAGGGUGGGAGGCAAGAAAAAAUGUGCCAGUACCCUAAAAAAAUAAAAAACAAAAAAAAACUCACAGUGAAAGGUUACUGGCAAAAUCCCCAUAUGACAGGCAUUUUGAUGUAUUUGCUCAGGUAGCUUUUGUUUGGAUGGUUCACCAGCAGUUCUUUCAUGGCUCUGUAAUAGCUCAUUGAGAUUACUUGUAUCUGAAGAUAAUUUGUCAGGCUUAUGUAAGACUUCAUUUAAGGGGCAUUGCCUUGGCAUGCAGACAGCUUCCAGACCUUACACACCAGCAAAAACAUGUUAUCUGAAGAGCACAAUAAAACGAAGUAAAUGCAUUGCUAGGUACCCUGGCAGUAAGAAGGCAGCUCUAUGGGACAUCUUCAGAAUCAUGCCUGCCUUUUAAAAAAGGAGGAGGAUGGGGAGGCCAUUGGAAAUUGACCCAGAAGCCUGAACCUGGAUGGCUUCAAGCCCAUGGCAACUUCAAAUCUGCGGGAUUCCUCAGCCUGAUCUCAAGCCAAAGAAACGAUUUCCAUCCUCUUUGCCGGUUACAAGCAGCCGCAGCCGUGGGGUGAACGAUUUCUCUCCGUGAUUCUGACGAUGAGGCUGGAUGGACGAGGGAGAGGGUGAGAGUUCUCAUCGACCCUGGGCCCGAGAACGCGGGUAAGGUAGUGUGUCAGGUGUUAGCUGUCCUGGCAGCCUCCUGGUGUCAUAGGAGUCCCGUUUCACUAGGGGUUUCAGUUUCCACAAGCUUUGCUCAUCUUCCUGCUGCAAGACUGGCUGCUGGCAGCAGGCGGGAGGCAUGGUGUGGAAUCCCAGAUCGAGAGAACAGUCUGGAGUGGGGAGCCGUCUGUCUGGGGAGUGUGUUCUGUGGCCAAGCCGGUGCAGUCAUGACGCCAGCCCAGCGUCAGUCAACGCGCUCAUCUAAGAUGCGUCUCAAGAAUGUAUAAUUGGGAUCGCUCAGCCACGGAAGCGCAGGACGGCGGAGUUGGGUCCCGAGCAGGUCAUUUGCUUAGAGAGCCUUCAUUCUACCUGACGUGGAAGUGGACUAGGAGCAGCUCAUGCGGAAGGCGUGGAGAUGUCAGCAGGUUCUGGAAGCGGGCAGGACGGCAGGGAGGUGUCAGUGAAAAAAAAGGUCCAGAAUGAUUACUAACCUAUGACUCCCAACAGUAUGACAGAAAAUGGCCUUCCAGCCUGGGACAAACCAAAGCACUGUCCAGACCGAGAACACGACUGGAAGCUAGUAGGAAUGUCUGAAGCCUGCCUCCAUAGGAAGAGCCAUGCGGAGCGGCGCAGUGCAUUGAAAAAUGAACAGUCGUCACCACAUCUCAUCCAGGCCACUUGGACUAGCUCGAUAUUCCAUCUGGACCAUGACGAUGUGAACGAUCAGAGCAUCGCAAGUGCCCAGACCUUCCAAACGGAAGAGAAGAAAUGUAAAGGGUACAUCCCCAGUUAUUUAGACAAGGACGAGCUAUGUGUAGUGUGUGGUGACAAAGCCACCGGGUACCACUAUCGCUGCAUCACGUGUGAAGGCUGCAAGGGUUUCUUUAGAAGAACCAUUCAGAAAAAUCUCCAUCCAUCCUAUUCCUGUAAAUAUGAAGGAAAAUGUGUCAUAGACAAAGUUACCAGAAAUCAGUGCCAGGAAUGUCGCUUUAAAAAAUGCAUCUAUGUUGGCAUGGCAACAGAUUUGGUACUGGAUGACAGCAAGAGGCUGGCGAAGAGGAAGCUGAUUGAGGAGAACCGGGAGAAAAGACGGCGGGAAGAGCUGCAGAAAUCCAUUGGGCACAAGCCGGAACCCACAGAUGAGGAGUGGGAGCUCAUCAAAACUGUCACUGAAGCCCAUGUGGCCACCAAUGCCCAAGGCAGCCACUGGAAGCAGAAACGGAAAUUCCUGCCAGAAGAUAUUGGACAAGCACCAAUAGUAAAUGCCCCAGAAGGUGGAAAGGUUGACUUGGAAGCCUUCAGCCAUUUUACAAAAAUCAUUACACCAGCAAUUACCAGAGUGGUGGAUUUUGCCAAAAAGUUGCCUAUGUUUUGUGAGCUGCCAUGUGAAGACCAGAUAAUCCUCCUCAAAGGCUGCUGCAUGGAGAUCAUGUCCCUUCGUGCUGCUGUGCGCUAUGACCCAGAAAGUGAGACUUUAACCUUGAAUGGGGAAAUGGCAGUGACGCGGGGCCAGCUGAAGAACGGGGGUCUUGGGGUGGUGUCGGACGCCAUCUUUGACCUGGGCAUGUCACUGUCUUCUUUCAACCUGGAUGACACUGAAGUAGCUCUCCUUCAGGCGGUCCUGCUAAUGUCUUCAGACCGCCCAGGGCUUGCCUGCGUUGAAAGAAUAGAAAAAUACCAAGAUAGUUUCCUGCUGGCCUUUGAACACUAUAUCAAUUACCGAAAACAUCAUGUGACACACUUUUGGCCAAAACUCCUGAUGAAGGUGACAGACCUGCGGAUGAUUGGAGCCUGCCAUGCCAGCCGCUUCCUGCACAUGAAGGUGGAAUGCCCCACGGAACUCUUUCCCCCAUUGUUCUUGGAAGUAUUCGAGGAUUAGACUGACUGACUUCAUUCUCAUAAUUCCUACAGCACUACUGGGUGUCAUUUCAUUCCAUUGCCUAGAUCUUUUUUGUUUGUUCCUUUGUUUCUUUGUGUUGGGAGGGACUGUUUGGGGGUAAAGGGAGGUAGUCCUUAGCAUAGACAUGGAUGAAAUUGCCCCUUGAAUGCGGGUACUUGUAACUAUUGCAUUUUGUUCUCCUGUCCUUUGAUGUGAAUGCUUUGAAGAUUUUACAGUUGUGGAGGUAGGAUGGGGACAAUCAUUAAUUCACCAGCACCAAGCCAUCACCAGCUCCCAUCUGUCCCUGGUCAGAGACUGAAGCAAGCAAAAUGGUGUGGCAGAAGACUAACGAAGCCUUAAAACCAAGAUAAUAUGGUCAUCUGAAUCUGGUCCUGAUUUUUGCAGGGCUCAAAUUAGUAUGGUGCAAACCACCUUUGGUUAGAUGUGGCUUUCAGCUUUCUAGGGAAAGGUCUGAACUGGUUUUUAUCUAUUCAAGAGCAUGCUGUUUUCAGCACUCUUCAUUCUCUCCUAGCAGCAUAACUUGGAAUGUAUAGAAAUAUUUGUUCCUCAAAAAUCAGCUGUCCUUUCACUCUAAUUUUUAUAAUCCUAUGAUUUCAUUCAAGUUAUACAAGGGUGUGACUCAAAGAUGUGCAGGUAUCUGACUGACGGAGGCCAACAAGGGAAACAAUUUUCCUCAGCAAGCCCAAAGAAAUUAGAAAGCUUCAUUAAUGUCAAUGACUCAACAGUUUCCAAAAAUCCACAUGGUGUUACCUCAGAGUAGAAAGGCUACUUUACAGUUUAGGCUCAGAGAAAAUUUCUACCAAAAUCAAACCGAUUUACAGAGUGUUGUCACUUUUCAAUGACAUCUGAUCUGUCAUCUCUCAAACUUCUGAAGUUGUUUAAUCCUGACUGCAUCUUUGCUGAGCUGACAACAUAUUUCCCUCUGGAUUAAAUCUUCUAAUCAAGGAGAGAUAACAAGCUGAAAUUUGAGUCUUGUUCUGGAGGAAUUCUGAGAGAUAAGUAUGGUGCAUUCUGAGUUGAAGGAAGUGCAGUGUUCUGAGAGUCUCUUCAUGUGCUGAUGGUUCCCUUUGGUCUUAGAUCCUCAAGCUCUUUGCUCUACAAAUAAAUGUUACCUAGUCCCCUUUUCCCUCUGACUCUCAGGCUUGACUAUCACUGAACAAAGACUAGUUUGACCACUGACCCCCCCGUCCCUCCUAGAGCAUUGCCCUGACAUAUAUUUCACAGAAGAUACCUGCAGACCAUGUACAUGAACACUCACCUUCCCUGCCUCCCUCCUCCCUGAUGACAAACACUGUAGUAGGUUGUGCCCAGAAAACCCAAGAUGAUCCCUGAUCAUUUCAACUUAAAAAAUGGGCAAAGAAUGUACCCAUGCAAUUGAAUGUAUCUUGUUCUUCACUGGCAUAGUAGACAUGAACUACUCCUUUACCUGCCUUGAACUGCCUUAUCCUGGAAAUAUUGGGGAAAAUAAGCCAUAUCAGUGAGAUUUAACUAAAAAACAAAAAAUUAAAAAAAAAAAAAAGGGAAUGCAAGUCACUGUGAAAACCAAGUGGACUAACUUUUUUAACUUGCCCAGAGUCAGGGUGCCUGAGUUCUAGUUUGUACUCAGUCAGCUGGUGGAUUUGUGACCUUUGGUCUUGGUUUUCUCACCUGGGAGAAAGUCAUGAACUUUAAAAUUUUUCUCAUUCUUAAUAUUGUACUAGUUUGGGGGCAGGGGAGGGGGGGUAUCUGUUCCUUUUUGAUGGUUUCUUUCAUAUUCAAAUUUCUAGCUUUAUUAAACAGAAAUUAUGGCCCUCAACAGUUAGGGAAAGCAUAUUUGGUGUUGAGUCAAAAUAAGAAUUUGAUAUACUAUUUAUCAACUGUGUAGAGAAAGGCAGGAUGGCAUUGGAAAAAGGAGAGGAACAGCACUGAAAAACUUAAGUAUGACUGGGAAUAAUCUGGAAGGAAAAAGAUAUGUUUCAUACACGAAAGUGAUAAUACUGGCUUCAGAGGAAAUAAGAAUAUGGCCAUGGAACUAGCUGAGCAAAAAAAGGAAGUAAGGGAAGAGAUUAAAAUUAUAAACAUGAAAUUCAUGGGCAGAUUACCUGCUUUGACUUUAUCUAUAGUUUGUUUUGUUUUGUUUUCUCUAAGGCAGCCUCUAGCCAGUCUCCUGAAGUCCUUGCUUUGUUAGAAAUCCAUCUCUCUCUGUUGACUCUCCUUGGAGAAGUACUCUUUGAAACAUAAUGCUGAAUUACCUUCUACACUCAAGGGUAACUCUGAAAAACUCUGUGGUGAGAGGCAAGUUUUCUCUCAGAAGGGAAUGAGAGGAAGGUGAGCAGGAGGGGGUAGUGGAGGGUUCACAGACCCGUUGAGCAUCAAGCCUUCCCUGGGAAAGUUACCUCAAUUUGUUUGACAGAGUUUCUGUAGUACAUGAGACACACCCAGAUUCAAAUAUAAGUACAGAGCCUGAUUUAAGGCUAAAUCUGAUGCUUUGGGGAUUAACCAUGACUAGGCAUUGGCCAAAUGAUACAGUACAUCUACAAUAAUCCACCCAGCCUCAAGUAAAUUUAUGUUUGAUCCUCAGUUCCCUGUAUGACUGCCUUAAAUAGGCAAACUGCUGAUCUAAAACUCUUGUUGUAGGCCAAAUACUUUAUGCUGAGCUGGACACUCCUUAAAGUACUUCAGUUUGAAAGAAAGGCUGUAAAGACUCAAAGGAUCAUGACCCUGGGGUCGAAAUGAUUCAUUCUUCUGUAACCAGUUGAGGUGCUUAGUGCAUCUCAAGACUCCAUCUCAUAAAACUCAAUCAGGAGGGAUUUACCCUGGAUUUCUUUUUUUCUUUUUUUUCUUUUUUUCUUUUUUUUUUUUUUUUACAUUUUCUCUUAUAUUGUCCGGGCUUUCAUAUCAAGUGUGGACCUGAUUGAAACCCCUCACAGAGGGGAGACAUCCCAGUCAAGGAGAACACACCUGUACAACUGGGAUUCUUAUUUAUAAAUCACUUCACUUUGGGGGAUGAGUGUUGUGGGUGUCUGUGUGUCUGUGUGUGUGUGUGUGUGUGCGCGUGCGCGCGUGUGUUUGUAAUCCUCAAGUGUACUUUGCUCUUCAAUUUAGAUGUGCAGUAUUUCCAGAAAUAGUGAAAAAAAAUAAGAUCUUUUCUUCUUUAUGAUUCUGCUCAAAACACCACGUGCUGCCUCAGAGCUUUUUCUAGUCAAAUGAGCCUUGGUCCUCAAUGACGUGCUUGCCGUGUUGAUGCCUCAGCCCAGUGAUACCCCCUCACCUGUGCCCCAAGUGACACCUCUUCCAUCUGCAGCGCAGUCAUCGGUCAUCGGGGUGGACCGCCAGGCUUGGCUCUGCUCCAGCAACGCCAUUCUCAUUGCUCUUCUGUGGACAGGUGCCCAAGUCUUGGCACCUCCACAACACUAAGCCCCCAAGAGACUCAGCCUCCACGGAACUGCUGAGAACCCUCAAAGCAUGUCAUUGUCAGUGAUCCAUUUUUAUUCUCUGGAACUCUAACCUAUUUGUGUCAUAUUGACCUUUUGAUGCAUGAGUCAUAAAUUAUGAAAUCGGUCUUAUGGUUUUUGAAAUGUAGCCAGCAUUUGUAAGGCUAAACCUUUUUCACAAACUGAAUUUAAGUGAAUAACCAAGCCGCAGUUCUUCUCUCAAAGGAGAGUGCUUACAGACAUUUGAAUCUCUUUGCCCUUUCCAACAGCUAUGGCAUCAGGUUCUAAAAUAAGCUUGUAAUUUUUCCUGUUAUUUUAAUAAUAUGGAAAUAUUAGCAUAGUGUUUCUUUUGAUAGUGAUAGAUUAUAAUCCAUAUUUAAAUUUUAUAGAGAAGAAAUUUUAUUGUACUGUGAUGUAGAUAUUUAUUAUCCAGGUAAGGAUUUGCCCGGUGUGUAUUUUUUACAAUUGAAACAUUUUACUUUAAUCUUUAAAAAAAAAUACAUUAAAAACAGACACACACACACACA